Molecule: messenger RNA, 1201 nt
Organism: Saprolegnia diclina VS20
Lineage: Eukaryota; Oomycota; Saprolegniomycetes; Saprolegniales; Saprolegniaceae
Exons: 1
Coding region: 24-1193 (389 amino acids)
Cellular component (GO): lysosome
Molecular function (GO): cysteine-type endopeptidase activity
Source: RefSeq, a predicted model, not a curated record
GUUUAGUUUGCAUUCGGCUGGCCAUGCGCUUCUUCUUUUUCGAUCUGCUUGUCUUGGCGGCUACGGUCGGCGCGCAGCGCAUCUCGGACGCCGAGCGUCCCGAGCUCAACCGCGACUUGGCGCUCUGGCAGCAAAGAUUUGGCAGUGACGACGACGUGCGCCUGGCCAUGGCGCCGGUCAAGCCGUACCGCGACGUGCUUCUUGGGCGCAUUCGAGCCGCGAAGGCGAUGCUUCCAUCCCUCCAGGAAGCCAACCCGCACGCCACCUUCAGCCACUUGACCAAGUUUGCACUGCUCACGGACGAAGAGUUUGCGCGCUUCGCAAUGGUAGGCGGCGCGCGGCCACAGCGUCUGUCGUCCGCCGCCGGAACGAACCAUACGGUUGUCGGCGGCCCUCUUCUCCGCUCGAUCGAUUGGACCAAGCAGUCGGUGUGCGUGCCGCCGGUCAAGACCAUGGGCAAGUGUCGAAGCCAUUGGGCGAUUGCAGCGGCGGCAGCCGUAUCGGCGGCGCACUGCCUCGCGACCGGCGACGCGAUCGACCUCUCGGUGCAGCAGGUGCUGAGCUGCACGACGCCCGGAGGUGCCAGCAGCUGCCGCGGUGGCUUUGCGACCACUGGCAUGGAGUGGCUCGUCACGAUGCCCAACCAUGUAUGCUCGCGGUUGGACAUCCCGUACACGUCGGGCGAGACCGGAUCAUCGUCGAUCUGCAGCGACUACUCCAAGUGCGCCGGGUCCAUCUCGCUCCAAGCCGGCACCGUCGUCGAAGCCAACGGCGACAACGCUCUCGUCGAGCAGCUCCAGAAGCAGCCGGUUGUCGCGUACGUUACGACGACCAACACCUCGUGGCGAUUGUACGCUGGCGGCAUUCUCUCAUGGUGCCCCGCCGAAUACCCCGACCAAGCCGUGCUUGUCGUUGGCUACGGCACCGAGGACACUGGCAAUGGCGCGCCGCCCGUCGACUUUUUCAAGGUGCGCAGUGUGUGGGGCACCAACUGGGGCGAGGCCGGCGACAUUCGGCUCGCGCGCGGCAGCGGCGUCGGACACCACGGAACGUGCGAGGUCACGACGCACCUCUCGUACCCGACGCUCAAGCUUCCGGUCACAGCAGCCAUUGCUGCGUCGUCACUGACGCCAACGAUCGACGCACGCAACGUCGACAGUGCCGACACGGACGCGUCCGAUGAGACGACAUAAGGAAGGUG